Molecule: messenger RNA, 4462 nt
Organism: Petromyzon marinus (sea lamprey)
Lineage: Eukaryota; Metazoa; Chordata; Hyperoartia; Petromyzontiformes; Petromyzontidae
Source: RefSeq, a predicted model, not a curated record
CUUUCAGAAAGAAAAAAAAACGCGGUGCAUUACUAUAAAAGGCGCCGUCAGCGCGCCGCUUCUGCGUAGUCGUAGUGAGGUGGCCGCGGAAGUCGAUUCCGCGGUGGUCGCUUCAGCAAGUCGCGGCCGUGUGGACUCGUCAACGCAAUCUUAAGUCGUCGUUGUCGUGUUUUAGUAGGCAGGCGUUUGUGUGUAAGCAGCGGAGUCCGUCGGUCGAGAGGAGGAUGACACGGUUCGAGACUCCAGAGGUCGCCGCGGGGGCUGCACCCCCACGCCACGGACAGCCCCGCAGCCAGACACGUCGUGGUGGCCAACAGCAACAUCCGCAGGGUGGGCGGGGCGACGGGCUACGGCGCCCGGGAAACGCCAAACAUGGCACUGCUGCGCAGGCUAUGGUGCAAUUCUCCACCAGCACCUCCUCUCCCGUCUCCAUUCCCUCGCGUCGCUCGCCCUACCUGAGCUCCACCCCGAGCCCUACCUCACAGUCCCCGCCCGCCCGCUCCCCACAAACCAUCCGCUCCCCUCCCUCCCGCUCGCCCCAAACCGUCCACUCCCCUCCCUCCCGCUCGCCCCAAACCAUGCACUCCCCUCGCUCCUUCGACCCCCGCCGCUCCCCUCCAUCGACGACAAACGAUUUCUGCUCAGCGUCGUCUCCCCGGCAGACCGGCUCUCCGCUCUCCCGCUCGCCCCGCGAAGGCGGCGAUUGGCCUGCUUACGCCGGAGCCAAAUUUAGCGAGCCACCGUCUCCGAGCGUGCUGCCACCGCCCCCCGUGCACUGGGUCUCCAGCACCGCUGGCGGCAGUCGCAAGGGGAGCGACGGCGCCGCCCGCGAAGGCGACGCUGCCGAGGAGCCGGCGCCAAAGAUCUCUCCUGCGAAAUUUUUCGAGGAUGCUGGGGCCAAGUCUCAGAGCGCUGCUACGGCGGCAGCCACGGCGGUGAUUGCUUGCGCGCUGGGCGCGCGUUUUCCGGCAAACGGUUUUGCCGCGUACUUGCCGCCGCCACACGCCGCCACGUACUACAGCGAGAUGACGUCGCAGCUGAAGAUGCUGCUCAAAGUGCAGGCGUAGGAAGGAGGAGACGUGAAGAGCAGAGACCGCGACCGACCAAAUGGAACGAGACGUGUGCCGUUAACGGCCUAUGCUCAAUUUAUUUUGGACUUGGACAGACGACAACAUGUGUGUGUGCGCGUGCAAAAAGGGGUUUCAGGCAACUUGAUCCUUCUGCCUUCUGAAGGAAUGUGUGGGCAUCCCGGCGUGGUGACUAGAUUUUUAAAUGGACUCUUAAUCGUUCAGAAGAUGUUUGAUCACUGUAGACAGGCAGGAGGAUGGCCUUUUUAAGGCACAGAGGGUUGUGCACAACACCUUGUGCUUGCUUCUGAAAAAGUUGGGGCCUUUUAUAUUAUAAGGCAGGGUGUGGGGGGGGUGAAAUGUAAAAAGAGUUGGAGAUGUUUUGCGUUGGAAUCUUGUUUUUAUCCCUUACAAAAUUAGAAGUUGUCACUAACCAAGGUUCACCAGUUGCCAAUCACAAUGUGAUUCUGUCUGUGGCAAUGUUUUAAGUUCUGAUGAAAUCGGCACUAGGAACAUUUCUUAAAUUAUUUUUUAAAAUCUGCAGUCGGGCAACUGGCCUUGGCCUGUACUGUGUGUACAGCUAUGGCAAAGUGUACUUGGCACUGAAAUGUUUACUGCCAGUGUUUUAAUGACUUGCACGGGGGUGUAAUGGGGAGUGGUGUUCUGGGCUUUGAUGCACUGUAAUGCCCAAAAUGACCCAGAUUCAGUUACUGGCCAUGGUGAUAUCUGAAUCUGGUUUUGGGGCCUCCCCUAGGUCAACUCGACCUAAAUUAAGUACCUGGUGUGGUGUUGUAUGCACAUCAGCACCAGGAAGGCAAAAGGGCGUUGGUGGUGCUGGCCACACCACUCCCUUAUGUGCCGUCCCCAGCCUUAGGUGCUCACUGUCUGCACUCGGGCUAAGUUGGGGGCAUCUUUGUGUGCACGUUAUUGGCUUUGCUUGGUGUGUAUGGUAACUGCAAAGCACUGUUGUGCGCGCAUGUGUUAGGAAGUGGUUGUGUGCCAAAGUGACUUCAGCGAAUCUUAACGCUCUCCAAUUGAUGACAAGCACUUGUCCAAGCUGCCCUGUGCGGUAACAGCUUCAACAUACCAAAUCUGGUGGUCCGUUUUCAUCCAAAUUUAUCUGUACAUUUUUGGCUAAAUUGCAAAACGGCAACUUUUGAAAGCUGAAAGGCAGCAACCAAGCGAACCAGUUUUUUUUGAUCCCACGCAAAAUAUCCCGAAAACGUUAUCUCUGUGCAUAAACACGCCGUCCGUUUUACACGAGUAGUAACAACAGCAUUCGACGCGGAAGACUUGUUUAUUUCAAUAGAAGACUGAAGAUGAAUUGGGGGGGGCUGGGGGGGGGAAAUGGAUCGGCUUGGAUCACCAGUGGAACCUUUUUUUCCUGAAGAGUUGGCAUCAAAAUGAAAUCUUCACGUGCUCAACUUUAUCACAAAUAUACUGACUGAAACGUCUUUAAGAGCCCAGGUCAAGUGGGAUGAUGGAUAUGGUGCCACGCCAACUGGUGCCUCGAAACCUAUUAACAAACCUGAAACAUUGCUUGUCAGUGGUUGUACAAGCCACUAUCCUUAAGUUGGCGUUUGCCAGGAAUCGGUGUUGGCUUGUACUUGAAAAUUCUGUCUGGCGGUGCGUUUCUUGUUUUGUUUAUAGUUUACUUCUUACCUUGAUUGUCGGAAGAUCGUGUGGACGUGAAUGCAUUUAAAAAUUUAGGGCCCUCUUGAUUGCCUUGAGCUUUUGAUAUGACGAUUGUUUUCCGAGAUUACAUUAGCUUGAGGCAAACAAUGGUUUUAAAGUCUUAACGCAUUUACAAUAGAAACGGGAUGUUCGCAUGGGCUUUGUGGAAGGCUUUCAUGCAGUUAGAAUGGAACUCUAAAAGGCACGUAUUUGACAAUGACUUUGACUAGUGUUGAUGACCGAGCCUUUAUUGGACGACUUUUUUUUAGUGUACGGUAUGACGUUUAGUUUAAAAGGGGUGUAUGUAGUGUGCGCACAUGUGUACAGACGGGAGCAGAGAAAAAUAUUGAUAUUGUAUAUUUUAAUUUUGAAAUCUAUUUUUGUGGAAGAUAAAAAGUUGGCAGGCUUUUUAAGUCAAUGUGAAGCAGCCGUUUUAAAUGGUCGUGGAUGUGAGCGGCAAAAUUGUUUUUAAGUGAAAUGAAAAUAAGAUUGGAACAUGACGGGGGGGGGGGGGGGAGAGAAAUUGCCACUUCCAUGACCAGAGUCUGCAUUUGCAAAUUGCCAUUUAAAUGCUUUGAAAAGCAUUGGCAGCUUGCGUCCUGGUGACACCAAGUCGACCAGGUUACUGCCAGCCUUGCUCACACCUUGUGUAAAUAUGUUUUUAUUUAUUUUCUUCACAUCUUGCCAAUUGUAAAGUAUUUCACAUGUACAUAAGAUGCAUAUGAAGAAAAUAACUGGGGUUUUUUUUUUUUACAAAAAAGGUGUGGAGCAUUUCAAAAAAGCGGAAAUGUUUUCCUGGAUUUGUGAUGGCCCUUUAACUGAAAAAAAAUGUAAAGGUGCUUAAAUCGAUUUGUCUUAACCCCACGCAAUUGGCCAUAUUUGACACUCAAAAAACUGAACAAUGGAGAUUUUAAGGAACGCUGGUUUGUCAACCAACCCAUAAGCGCACUGCAGAGAUGCCGUAACGUUUCAUCUGCAUACAAUUACAACAGGACUUGACCAGACUUUGAUUUUUUUUAAAAAUCCCAUUUUAGAAAUGAAUGCAAUCAUGAACUCGGCAUUCUAUCACUGUAAAGGUUACUAUCGUGAUUUAAUUUGCACCUUGGUAUCAAAUUGGCUACAAUUGUACAUAUGCCAACCCAAAAAUAUUUUCAUCGAUCACAAGGAGUGUGCAGUAAAAAUUAAAAUCUGAAUUGGAUUCUACUUUAAAAUAGUAAUCAAGUUCUAAGUUUUAAAUCAUGCACGCCCCAUUUGCUUAAUGGGAACAUUUUCCCACAAUUUGGCUUUGUGUACGGGGCAUUGUACAAUUUGCGAUCUGCACAGACAUGGUUAAAUUGAACCUGGGUGCAAUUUUCACACGAAUGCGCACUUGAAAAAAAAUGGAGCCCUGCAAAAAGGCAGUGAGCGUAUUUUUCAAGCAAAUUUCACCCUUAAACUGUGGAAGAAAAAAGAAAAACGAAAAAAAACAAAAAAAAUACUUCUACCUAAUUCCAAAUUUAUUUUUCUUCUCUGGCUUUACUUCUACUGUCUCUACAAAACAUUCGCUCUCCACCAAAUACAUUUACAAACGCGAACUCGCCAACCAUCCAAUCUCAUUACAUUUGCAGCCCAUGGUCAUGUUAAUAAUGUCGCCCCAACUCUCGCCCCAAUGCUUGCGCGCACCGCAUCCGGGGUCUUUAAACGCCAUCAGUCUGACCACUGUCCAUCGCUUCAUCCACUUU